Molecule: messenger RNA, 573 nt
Organism: Phytophthora sojae
Lineage: Eukaryota; Oomycota; Peronosporomycetes; Peronosporales; Peronosporaceae
Exons: 1
Coding region: 1-573 (190 amino acids)
Source: RefSeq, a predicted model, not a curated record
AUGCAGCUCCUUUCGACCCUCACAUUCCUAGCAAUCGCCAUCCAGUGUGCAGUCGCUGCGCCCGAGCGCAAUCUGCUACGGUCGGGCUACGACAAGCCGAUCAACUUCUCCGACUUGUCGGACCUGACGACCGUCGCAAGCAACCCAAGGUCUCAUCAGCAGCCAAAGCACGGAUAUAGCACCACACCGUCCAGCAUCGACCAUCUCACUGGCGCGGACCCGUUGUCCCAUAUCAAAAAGAGCGGUGUCCUGCCCAGCUCGAACUCGCUGCCUGUAGGCGACAGCAACCUUCUUUCCGGUGCAUUGGGUGGCCCUUCGACAUCGACCAACAGCGGAACGAAGGCGUAUUCAACGCUUAUGAAGAGUGGGCUAUCCGAAGACCGGUCGCUGACGAGUCCGAAGAAGACCCCUCCUCCCAGCCCGAAGAAACAGAGUGUUUACGUGAGUCCGUCGAAGAAGACCAGCCCCAAGGUACCGCCCAAGAAGCUGCCCAAGAAAAACUCGCACACGCCCAACCAGAAGAAAGCGAAAAUUGACCCUGCAAAGACCCCCGUUCAGAGAGCCGUCGUGUAA